Messenger RNA from Haemonchus placei, 258 nucleotides. NCBI's taxonomy places the organism in Eukaryota, Metazoa, Nematoda, Chromadorea, Rhabditida, Trichostrongylidae. The record is from the annotation of a GenBank genome assembly.
AUGCUAGCUAGUAACAAUAGUUGUGUUGACCAGGCCAAACGACGAGGAGACGACGACGACGACGACGAUGACGAUGAUGAUGGCAAUCAUCUCUUCCAGAAUUUUCGUGAAAACAUCUGUUUACGUACAUGCAGGGCAUCUGAGUUGUUCUCGUUGACUCUGGUGAGCAAUUGUGAGACCAUCGACUGUAGAUCGUCCUGUCUGGGUACAUGCAAACCUGCAGCUGAUGUGCCAUCAACGGCAUUACCGAGCAUCUGA